Drosophila virilis is the source of this 2599-nucleotide messenger RNA. RefSeq names its product transmembrane 9 superfamily protein member 2 (gene TM9SF2). The record is from RefSeq and is a predicted model, not a curated record. Lineage: Eukaryota; Metazoa; Arthropoda; Insecta; Diptera; Drosophilidae. Gene Ontology annotation, cellular component: membrane. Gene Ontology annotation, biological process: protein localization to membrane.
ACAGUGCUGACGUUUGUUAGACAGACAGACAUAAGCCGAAAAAAGAAACAAAAUUUGACAAUUAAACUCCAACUGAGACUUUAAUAGACAUCAUCGAGAAUUUGGCGUAGUCGCCCCACGUAUUGAUAUCAUUCCGUUAACGGGUAUUACAUCAACAUUAACUCAAACACUUUUUGGCUCCACAUCCACCUGACUGCAAUUGUGGGUCCGUUUUUAGUUGUCAAUUAAAGAGGAAUGAAGCCGUCUCGGUGCCGCUGCACCAUGGACCCUUCUCUAAUAAUGCUAGUGGUGUUAUUUGUUAACACGUCCACCAUUUCCGAAGGUUUCUAUCUGCCUGGCCUGGCACCGGUUAACUAUUGCAAGAAAUCGGAUGUGUCAACUACGUGCAAGUCGGAUGUCAUUUUGUACGUUAAUCGCUUAAAUACCGAGGAAUCUGUCAUUCCUUAUGAGUACCAUCACUUCGAUUUCUGUCUUGGAAGAGAGGAGAACUCCCCGGUUGAGAACCUAGGCCAAGUGGUGUUUGGCGAGAGAAUUCGUCCUGGUCCCUACCACAUACAAUUUAUGGAGGAUGUGGAAUGCGCUGUGGCUUGCCGCAAGAAUUAUACUGGCGGCAGUGCGGAAAGCGAUCGACGGAUGAUGGUGCUUAAGAAGGGCAUUAGUCUUAAUUACCAGCAUCAUUGGAUUGUGGACAAUAUGCCGGUUACUUGGUGUUAUCAGCUUGAGACGGGCAAACAGUACUGCAGCACUGGCUUUCCGAUGGGCUGCUUGGUACGCACAGAUGGCGAUGGUUGUCCCAUUAAUUCGAUAUACAAUCGGCCAUUGCACUAUUAUCCGUUCAAUCACGUGGAUCUGGAGAUAACUUAUCAUAGUGGCGCUCGGGAGGAUUGGGGCAUGGGCUUCGGCGGCAGCAGCGGUCGUAUCAUAUCCGUAAAAGUAACCCCGAAAUCAUUAAAUCACGCCGAUCCAAAUAAGCCAAACUGUCUGGGCACUGAGCCGCUGGCCAUACGCGAAAGUUCGCUUAAGAAUAGCGAAUUUCUGUCGAUCAUUUACACGUACAGCGUGAAAUUCGUGCAGAACGACGCGGUCAAAUGGUCUUCGCGAUGGGAUUAUAUUCUGGAAUCAAUGCCACAUACGAAUAUUCAAUGGUUCUCGAUUCUAAACUCCCUGGUCAUUGUGCUCUUCCUGAGUGGAAUGGUCGCGAUGAUAAUGCUCCGCACACUGCACAAGGAUAUCGCGCGAUAUAAUCAAAUGGACAGUGGCGAGGAUGCACAAGAGGAAUUCGGUUGGAAGCUAGUGCAUGGUGAUGUUUUCCGGCCGCCACGUAAGGGUAUGCUCUUGUCCGUAUUUCUUGGCUCCGGAGUGCAGGUAUUGGUCAUGUCAAUGGUUACCUUGGCUUUUGCUUGCCUUGGAUUUUUGUCGCCUGCAAAUCGUGGCGCCUUGAUGACCUGCUCCAUGGUUUUGUUUGUGUCGCUGGGAACCCCCGCCGGGUAUGUUUCAGCGCGAAUCUAUAAGAGCUUUGGCGGUGUCAAAUGGAAGAGCAACGUCAUCCUCACUUCAAUCGUAUGCCCCGGAGUCGUAUUCUCGCUGUUCUUUGUGAUGAAUCUGGUGCUUUGGGGAGAGAGCAGUUCUGGCGCUGUGCCUUUUAGCACACUGAUUGCCUUGUUGGCUUUGUGGUUUGGAGUCUCGGUACCGUUGACCUUUGUUGGAGCCUAUUUUGGUUUUCGCAAGCGAUCAUUGGAGCAUCCAGUGCGUACCAAUCAAAUUCCACGUCAAAUACCAGAUCAGUCAAUCUACACGCAACCUAUUCCCGGCAUUGUUAUGGGAGGCGUUCUGCCGUUCGGCUGCAUCUUUAUACAGCUGUUCUUUAUACUAAGUUCGCUGUGGUCAAAUCAGAUGUACUACAUGUUUGGAUUUCUCUUUCUCGUAUUUCUCAUACUUAUCAUCACUUGCUCGGAGACAACAAUCUUGCUCUGCUAUUUCCAUCUAUGCGCGGAAGACUAUCAUUGGUGGUGGCGAUCGUUUUUGACCUCGGGCUUCACAGCCGUUUAUUUGUUCAUAUAUUGUUGCCAUUACUUUGUCACAAAACUCUCGAUUAAGGAUAGCGCUUCGACGUUCCUUUACUUUGGCUAUACGGCUAUAAUGGUAUUCCUCUUCUUUUUGCUAACUGGCACAAUUGGCUUCUUUGCUUGCUUCUGGUUUAUAAGAAAAAUCUAUAGUGUUGUCAAGGUCGAUUAGGCGCAUAAAUCAAGUAUUUAUAAAAAUGUGCGAGCCCGUGUGUGUUGCAUGUUUAGCCACAAUUUACACUUAAGCCUAAUGUGUGUGAUUUCUGCGCUGUGGGUGAACAGCCGGUUUUCUGUUUAUUAUAAUGAACUUAGUAUACAUAUAAUACAUCAUAAUGUAUAUAAAUAUAUGUGAGUAUGUUGUAGUACCGAAGCGCGCAAUAAUGUUAAGUAUAACCAGAAGUACGAGAAAGGGUGAAAAUCAAUCGUGUAGGUAACAUGUUUCAAAAACAGUCUAUUAAAUUUUUGGCAUGAAGCUUAAUCUUUUCAAUGUAACGUCCUAUUUACGAUAUAAACAUGAAUCCGAAAAAUUAACAAAA